UGAAUUGUUCGUGUAAUUAGAGGUUUUCGAAACACUGAACGAUUAUUGCGCUAUUGGAGAUGUUUCUAAAUUGAUUAUGGGGAAAUUUGCAGUGGCGUUUAAGUCUAGGGAAGACCAUAGGAAGCAGUUUGAAUUAGAGGAAGCUCGUAAAGCUGGGCUUGCGCCAGCUGAGGUUGAUGAAGAUGGAAAAGAGAUUAAUCCUCACAUUCCGCAGUAUAUGUCUUCUGCUCCUUGGUAUCUCAAUUCGAAUAAGCCGAGUUUGAAGCAUCAAAGGAAGUGGAAAUCGGAUCCGAAUUACACCAAAUCGUGGUAUAACAGAGGUGAAAAAGGUUUUCAGGCAUCAAAGAGAUUGAUGUUCCAGACUAUGCACAACCGAGUUCUAAGUGUCUUUUAUUGGUGGAAAGAAAAUAGACCGGUGGUGCUCUAUGUGUCUUUCAAUCCCUCCUAAAAGCAGUGAUUAUUGACAAAACAACUUUUGUAAUUUUGUUGAUUACACCACUUGAUUGAAGAAAGUUAGCCUAA
Spinacia oleracea (spinach) is the source of this 522-nucleotide messenger RNA. Its product is annotated as pre-mRNA-splicing factor SLU7-A-like. The transcript is spliced from 2 exons. NCBI's taxonomy places the organism in Eukaryota, Viridiplantae, Streptophyta, Magnoliopsida, Caryophyllales, Amaranthaceae. Gene Ontology annotation, cellular component: spliceosomal complex. The record is from RefSeq and is a predicted model, not a curated record. Bases 77 to 448 code for a protein of 123 amino acids. Gene Ontology annotation, biological process: mRNA splicing, via spliceosome. Gene Ontology annotation, molecular function: pre-mRNA 3'-splice site binding.